UUGGUGGACAAGACAGUCUUGGAUGAAAUCUUUUGGUGGCAACAAGUCUUGAUUUAUUUUUACUACUUCUUCUUCUCUGCUUCAUUGAAACGAGACGAGACGCGACUGAAAGUGAAACUACUUUGUUGGUAAUAAUUUACAACUUGGGUUGGUUUGGUUUCUCGUGUCGUGGAAAAUUGGACCUCAAAAUCCAUUCAGAUUACUUAUAUUGUGUGGGUUUGGUUUCCUGUGGUCAAAUAAUUGAGGUUGGAUAGAGUUAAAAUCCUGAAAUUCUCAUGGGCUUGGGGAGCUAAAGUGGUUCGUGUUACGGAUUUGAAAGUGAGACUGUCUCUGCUGGAGAGUGUUUAUGUGUCUGGCUGGACAUUCUGGAAAGUUGGUGGGAUCAUUAUCAGGAUAAAACUGCAGUGAUGCACAGGACACGGAUUAGACUACAACUACAAAAUUGUAGAAUUAUAAAAUUGGGAAUUUGAGACGAGUGUCCAGAUCGUAUUGGGAUUAAUCACCUGCGUAGACAUAAGUUGUGAAAAUGUCGGAAACAGUGCAAUCCGAGGUGGUCAAAUCUGUAUCGGAAGCAGGAGAGUUUGAGUGUCAGAAUCCUCAGAAAUAUAGUUCUGGAGGAGAUGGAAGAGGAACAAAUUAUGAAAACUCGGCAAAGAAACAUCAAAAUGAGAAUGGAAUCUCGAACAACAAUGGGAACAAUAGUCCCAGAGAGACGAACGGAAGUAGGACUGGAAGCCAAUUUUUGCCGUCACUCCUAAAUGCAACGCUCCCUUCGAAGAUUGCAAUUAUUGUGGGACUUUGUCAAGUUGCCGUUGGUGGUGCCAUGGUCUUAACGGGCAUCUUAGCCAUCAGAUAUCAAAGUUAUCUGUUCCACUAUGGAACUGGUCUUUGGGCUGGACUUGUCUCCGCAAUAUCUGGAAUGCUUGGUGCCAUGUGUACAAAAAGAGGAGUCCCCAAACCUACUUGGCUUGGAGGUCGAAAAUGGCAAAUACACGUUUUCCUCCUCGCCAUCGUCUUUUCUCUCUCGUCCGUAAUUCUUCUCGCGAUAUUUUCCAUAUCUGGUCUUCUCCAGGAUGCAAAAACAAUAAUGGCUGUCGAAAAGGAUUAUCAAAAUGACGUGGAUGACUUUGUCGAGUACAGAAACUCUUCAGGAAUCCUAAUCAACACGAUCCUCCUUCUCCUCUCCGUUCUCCAAAUUCUCCUCUGCUUCUCCUCCCUCGGAAUCGCAGUCAGAGUCAUGUUUAAAACGAAGGGAAAUCUCUUAUCAUCAAAAGGAUCGUCGGGAAGUGAAAUUGCGAUCCGUGACGGGUUAGAAUACCACGCGAGGAAGGAUCACCUCAUCCACUGGUUGGGAAAUCAGCGACCAAACAUUAUCCCGCUCGGUUUAGGUGGGGGAAAUUCGCCCCAAAAACCAAACCACAAGUACCCCCAACCCUCCUUUGUCGCAAUUCAACCCAUCCUUUACCCCGCUCCAAGGCCACAAUUAAUCCCGUAUCCAAUGAUGCAUCCAAGAGCCAUGAUUCCAAUGAUGCAACCACACCACCCAUACGCACCAUCGGUCAUCUCUUCAUCCCAGUUUUCCUUCGGACCUCAUCCCCAUCAAGGACCCACCCAUCUCGUCCCACUUUACAGGACGACCCCGACCCCUUCUGGAGUUAUGAUGGCGCCGAGAAGUCGCAGGGCUGGGAGUGCGACACCCGUUUCGUCAAUCGCGUCCCUCUCUGUGGCACAAGAUCACCACAAUCGACGCCAAAGACGACGAGCUCAAGGGAAUCGGGGUCUCCUUCCCCCUGGAGCGAUGGGGUCGAGCAUAAAGAGUUUCCAUACGCAAUCAAUCCUCUCGUCGAAAGCCCCAUCCGUCAUUUCCGUGGCGAAGACGGAGAGCGAGAAAAAUAAUGAGAUCACCGAGGUCACGGAGGUGGACGUGAGUCGGACUUACACCGGGUUGGACAGGUCCAUCGCGGACGAGUACAUUUGUGCCAUGAAUGCUAGAAAGAUAUCGUCAAGUGGGUCUGUUCCCGUCUCGUCGGCCGUUUCUGGUGGCGAUAUCGACAUGGAACAAGACGUCGGCUCUGAUUCAGAAGCUGAAAUCACGAGAAUGUAGAAAAUGUGAGAAAAUUUAAGAAAAAAAUCAGGAUGACAUAUGAAUGAGGCUAAUUUUUAAUUUAUGAAAACUGGAUUUGGUUAUGUAAGUAUGAUGGAAGAUUGAGCAAAGUGUGUAUAAAUACUGUUAAAGUAUUCAUUUCGCAAGCUGGUACGGGUGUCGAAUUAAUUUAUGAAAGUCGUGGUAAUGUGCAAUUCUGUGUAAAAGAAGUACGAUUAAUAACAUUUACGUAACUAUUUUUAGAUAAUAUUUUGUAAAUGAUUAGUGUGCAAUAUUUUGUACUUUUAAUGCUAGUUUAAACACUUAUUUUUGUAUGUACAAUGCGACAAUGCAACGAAAAUAAAGCGUCAUCGAGCUUCUGUUUUUUUGUAAA
Molecule: messenger RNA, 2477 nt
Organism: Folsomia candida
Lineage: Eukaryota; Metazoa; Arthropoda; Collembola; Entomobryomorpha; Isotomidae
Exons: 5
Coding region: 527-2104 (525 amino acids)
Cellular component (GO): membrane
Source: RefSeq, a predicted model, not a curated record